Musa acuminata subsp. malaccensis (wild Malaysian banana) is the source of this 834-nucleotide messenger RNA. The record is from RefSeq and is a predicted model, not a curated record. Lineage: Eukaryota; Viridiplantae; Streptophyta; Magnoliopsida; Zingiberales; Musaceae.
GAGGACUUUACUCUUCCAUUAGCCAUUAGUCUACGCCUUGCCUUGUCUUGCUCCGCAAGAAACUCUCCUCCAAGAGCGAACCCGAGCGUGGCUGCCUCUCAACUCGGAGAUCCAUGGCGGCGGCAGGGGGAAUAGAGGUGAAGCUGAUCGGGGCAUGGCCGAGCCCGUUCGUGCUGCGUGCGAGGAUCGCGCUGAACCUGAAGGGGGUGGAGUACGAGUUCCUGCAGGAGAAGUUUGAGGAGAAGAGCGAGCUGCUUCUGAGAUCCAACCCGGUAUACAAGAAAAUCCCCGUCCUCCUCCACCACGGCAAGCCCAUCUGCGAGUCGAUGAUCAUCGUGGAGUACGUCGACGAGGCCUGGCCCGCCGCCGGCCGUGCCAUCUUGCCGGCCGACCCCUACGAGCGCGCACUCCACCGGUUCUGGGCCUCGUACGUCGAUGACAAGUUGAACCCAUCGGGGGCUGCGUUAUCGAAGGCGCAGACGGAGGAGGCCAAGGUGGAAGCAGCGGGGCAGGUGAUCGCGGGGCUGAAGCUACUAGAGGAGGCAUUCGGGAGACUGAGCAAAGGAGAAGGAUUCUUCGGAGGGGACGACAUCGGAUACGUCGACAUCGCCUUGGGGUGCUUCCUGGGGUGGCUGAAGGUGACGGAGAAGACUAGUGGUGUGAAGUUCAUCGACGAGGAGAAGAUGCCUCUGCUUGCGAGGUGGGCGGAGAGGUUCUGCGCCCACGAAGCAGUGAAGGCGGUGAUGCCGGAGCCAGAGAGGUUAGCGGAGUUCGCUAGGAAGCGUGCCGCCAGUGCCAAAACUCCUCCGGCAAACUAAAAAUCCUUUAAGAUGG